This is a messenger RNA of Microbotryum saponariae, 6787 nucleotides long. The record is from the annotation of a GenBank genome assembly. Lineage: Eukaryota; Fungi; Basidiomycota; Microbotryomycetes; Microbotryales; Microbotryaceae.
AUGGACAACAACAACAACAACAACACCAACAACGCCAGCCCUGCUGCUAUACCACCACUUCGCCCUGACCCUCCCGAUCCUCCCGGCCAAGCCCCCGCCACCACCACCAAAUCAUACUCCGCCGCGGUCGGCGCCCGCUCCGCUGCGAAGCACGGCAACGCCACCGCCAACACCUCGACUGCCGUCGCCGCCCAUCCCCUGAUGCACAACAUCGAAAACUGUGUCAUCAUCAACACCCCACCCUCAACCUCGGUCGAGCAAGUCCUCCUCGCGCUCGACAAACACUACCCUGCCCUUACCGGCGCAAUGCCAUGCGUCAUCAAGGGUCAGCGCGGCCUCCGCUUUCCCAAGGCCGCCGAUCUCGACACCCUGGUUGCCAACGGCCUUACUGUUGGCAAGACUCUGUGCAAAGUCGAGAAGCUGUACAGCUCUACUAAAGGAGGUGUUGUACAAUGCACCCUUACGGGCUUUUUCUCCGACCCCGAGGGCCUUCGCCUAUUCGAUGAGCAGAUCGCUGCCUAUGGCACGGUCCUCCGCCGUCGCAUCCAAUACAUUGGAAAGACGAAACACAUCUCUGGGGUGUACGACUUUAUCCUUGCCCUUAAGGAUGUAGAUGUGUUGCCCCCUGCCUCACUUUCUAUUGCUCGUGACGGUGUCACUGAGCGAAUCCCACUGGGAUCACCGGUGGCAUGCGCCACUGCGUCUUCUGCCGUUCCGCGGCUCACGUCCGUAAGGAUUGCCCCGUCGCCCCGCCCGGCGUGCAAGUCCUGCGCGAGCACCUCGCACGCCACCCAGCACUGCCCGGGCCGUCACGCGUCGAGCCCCCAGGGUCGCCCCACGUCACGUGCCCCGCAUGCCUCCACCGUUACCACCGCCGCCCCCGCCGGGUCCAAGUCGAUCCCCGCGGCCUCCGCCCCCGACCGCACGACCAAAAAACGUCGAGUGGAACAGGAUCUGGCUGCCCAGACUGAAUAUCUGUCCAACAGGGCUCAGCCCGAAUCUCUGUCGAAGACUGCCCGCCCCGAGUUCUCCUUCAAUUUCCCUUCCAAUACUGCCCCCCAGCCUGCCUCCAACCAGGGAACUGCCUCUUCCCUCGUUGAAAAAUCCUCCGAGUCCCCCAGCUCAGAGACCACCUCUCCAUCCCCAAGCCCUCCUCCGGCCACGCCAAAGUCGAUCAUAACUCGAUCCAAGUCGAUUGCCGCCCUCUCCACGCCAGCCACUCGUGAAGCCCCUCCCACUGCGCCUGCCCUCGAAGCCUCCGAGCCGACUCCCGAGCCCUCUUCGCCCACGCCGUUGCCCUCAGCCGCGCCCAAAGCCCGACCCGAUGACGCCGACGCCGACGACGAGGCCGACGAAGAAGCCAAAGACCAAGAAGCACCUCCCAAGGACGUGGAAUACGCUAUGGACCAAGAUGAUGAGCACAACUAAGAUCCCAAACGUGUGUUUUGUUGCUGCCAACGUGCAGUCAAUCAAUGAAGACCGUAAGCGUGCCUCUCUUUUCUCCAAUCUCCGCUCCCAUAACGCCGACGUCUUUCUCCUGAGCGAAACUGGCCGACCUUCCCCCGAAAGGGUGGCCCAGUGGACUCAGGAGUGCCAAGACUUAAAGCUCUCCGCUCUCUUCACUCCCUUCAACAACACUGCCAUACUCUGGAAGAGCGACUCCGUGGUCAUUACUAUUGAUCCCGAGUCGCCUCCCAACACUCUUCGUGCCUCUUUUUCUUUCCCGGACCGAGUCACCGACGCCACCUUUCGUGUGGGUGAUUCAAAGGUCCGGGUUGUAGUAGUAUACGCGCCUUCCUCCGACAAGCCAGACAAAAAGCGCUUCCUCUCACAUCUCAGCACCGCCCUCCGACAAGUCGUACGUGACAAACCCUCGCCGCCUGCGCUCCUAGUCGGGGGGGACUGGAAUUGUGUUGAGUCCCAACCCCUCGAUUCGGAGAACCAAAACGGAACGAAUUAUGGGGGUCAGGAGAUGCGCGAUCUUGCCACGGCCAACAAUCUUUUCGACGCCUAUCGGCUCCACCAUCCCAAAGGACGAGCCACGACGAAUCGCUCAGCGCCCGGCACGUGCCGUCGCCUCGACCGCAUCUAUGUCUCGCCUGAUUGGGUCGACCUCUUCCAUGAUCACAAAAUUUGGGCCCCUGUCCUCAAAUCGACGCACUCAAUGGUUGUGGCACGGUUCCAAGUGCCGGGCGCAAUCGACAUCGGUCCGGGCAAAUUCAAGCUGGGUUUGCACGUGAUCGAGGGCGACGCGACCUGCGAGUACCUCACUUCCAUUGUCCGCACCCUUUACAACGAAGCCCUCCUCCAGACGCCCAAUGAUCCACCAGCAGCUUGGACGUCCACCAAACACCGCCUGCUGCCCGAGCUGCAGGCUCUGGCCCGGACGUUCGCUCGGUUCCGACGUGGAGGGUCGGAGCAAGAGAGGGCGGACCACUCGCGCUACGGCGCGGCGCUGCGUUCCCGCCUCGACCCAUCUCUGGCGGGUCCCUCUUCCAUCUUCAUCCGCCUGCGCAAAGUGCGAGCAUCCGACCUGAUCCCUUCGCUCACGGUCAACGAUGUUGUUCAUUCCGACCCUCAUUCGAUGCUUGGAGCGGCCAGCGACUACUUCGAGCGGGUCUAUGAGGACCGCCCCAUCGAUGACGCGGCCCUGAAGGCGAUCAUCGACGGCCUCGCUUCAACUCGCCUCUCCCCCGCGGACUCACUCAAGCUCGAGGAAGCGUACCCGUUGGAGGAGAUGACAAAGGCUCAAGAGGCGUGUAAGUCGAACUCUUCGCCAGGGCCUGACGGCCUCCCGGUUGAGUUCUAUCGCGCUACGUGGCCUGCCACUGGCCCGAUUCUUCGAGACGUCAUCAACUCGAUCCCUACCGAGGCCCGUCAGCCUGGACCUCUUCCCCGCAACACCGCCCACAUCCAUCUCAUCCACAAACGCGGCGAGAGGGAUCAGCUCUCGAACAAACGCCCCAUAUCGCUCAUCAAUGCGGACGAGCGCAUCAUCUCCCAAGCCCACAACCAGCGCCUCGCUCCCUUGCUCGAGUCCCUGAUCGGCCCAACCCAACGUGGCUUUGUUCCGAACCGUUGGAUCGGCACGAACAUCGCUGAGGUCCAGUGUCUCAUGGACCCUGGACUUCCGGGCUCACCACCCGUGUCCGGCAUGCUAGCGGUGAUGGACUUUGAAAAGGCUUACGAUCGUCUCUCCCACACGUACCUUGAUGCAGUCCUCUGUGCCGUUGGCCUCGGCCCCAAAGCCCGCCAAUGGUACCGAGCGACCUACACCAACCAAUCCGCCUCGAUCUUCCUCAACGGUUGGCUCUCUGCCGCUUUCGACAUCCUGUCGGGCGUUCGGCAGGGUGAUCCCCUGGCUCCGUCUCUCUUCGUUUUGGCGAUCGAAGGGUUUGCCUGUCAGAUUCGACUGAGAGUCAAGGGCAUCGAGAUUGCGGGCCUCCAAAACAUUCGAGAACUCCUCUUUGCCGACGACGCUUGCUGCGCACUCCACAACCUCUCGGACCUCGACCACCUCAAUCGGGCGAUCGAGCUUUACGAACGGGCAAGUGCCAGCAAGCUCAGCAACGCCAAAUCUUUCCUCUACCCCCUUGGAGCUUUUCGGGAUCGGCCGAUCGCCCCAGAUCUCGGGACCUGGCGUCUCAGCGAUUCGCAGUUUCGCUACCUUGGUAUUCAGGUCGGGGUGGAGAUCGCCGAGGAUGCGGGCUGGGAAGAUGUCAAGGCCUCGACCAUCGCUCGGAUACGCUCAAUUCCGAUGUACGAUCUCCCAUAUGCAGCCAAGUGUUCGAUCAUCAACAUCUACUGCUACACAAAGAUCCUGUACUACAGCCGAUUCCUCCCCGCCCCCAAGAGCGUUGUCAAGGAGAUCGAGGAUGCGGCCAUGCUCGCCAUUCACGGUCGAGCUUCGGAUGGUACUCAGCGACGUCCGAAGGUCUCCCGGUCGCGCCUCUGCACCCCUCUCGAUCACGGCGGCUUUGGCUUGAUUGAUCUGCCUCGGCGUCUAGCGAUCGAUCACGCGAAGUGGGUCUUCCAGCUCCGGGCCCCGGACGGCUGCUUCACACGCCAUCUCUUCGACAUCCGCAUUCGCCUCCAGGCACCGAACGAACCAACCCCUUUCACCUUGUCCAGACCGGCCCCCAACCAGCAUCGUCGCCCUUGGAUCUGGAUCUGGUGGGCAUACUUUUGCCAUCCUCCCCCGAAGUGGGACCAUGCGGUGAGAAAGACGAGAAAACUUCUUCCUGCACGUUGGGUCCGAUACUUCGAAGCCUGGGCGUCGGUGACCACGCUCAAUCCCCCGGAACUCUCCAAGAGCCAGAACCUCGAGCAAUGGGCGACGCACGUACUCUACUUCCCAGCGGGCCACGGAAUACAACUCUCGGUAAACCCGACGCUUUUUCGAGGGCCCGAUGGCGAGGUGAUGACCCCGUCUUCGUUUGUGAACGCGUCCAAACGCCACCAAGUCUUCAUCUCCCCUCCUAUCUUCCCCAAGGGACACCAGAAGGUAUUCGAUCUGCCUGAGCAACGUUGGAACGCUUGGUGGAAGGCUUUGCGCAAGGUUCGCCGGGUUCACUCGGACGCCGAGGAUACCGGCCACCUUCUCUCCCUGGGGUCCCUCCAUCCGGGCAGCCAAGUCGCCUCCCCAACCAGCCCUCACCCCAACCAUCGAUCGGCCUCCUGUGUGAUAUGCCUCUCGGAAGCACCCGAGUGCCUGGCCCACCUCGCGGUCGGCUGCCCAUUUGCCCGGCGUCUCUGGUCUGCUCUGUCCCCGACCCCCCACCCAGUCUUUGUGGACUUUGUAUGUCCGGUCGUGUCUCGCUCGGAACGUCGCCUUGUCGAACUACGAAUCCUCUUCUUUCACUCGAUCUGGAAGCUCUGUCGCCGUCGCCGAUUCUCGUCGGAUCUUUUGGAACCGAUCACCGAAACGGACUUCGAGGGGCUUCGAGCCUCUAUUCAGGAGUCCAAGGGUUGCCUAGUGUCUCUGUAAGCCACCAAAGGGGGUUUUAGUGGGUAUGGUUGAUCCUGGUUCAGGGUCAAUGAGUCCUACACUACUGGCUUCUGCCAGUGUGCGUAACAGCAUUCCCUCCGACUUUUCCGAAGAUCCUUAAUCCUUAAAACUGUAUAAUAAAAAACGUCGUCGAGACAAAGAACGUCAAAGAACCGGAGACAAACCAAAAGACAAACCAUGUGGCGUGACGUCAUAACAGUUUCGCUACUGCAACAGCUCUCGCCAGCUAGCGCUGUUUCAGAAAGGGUCGGCCGGCCACAGGCCGUUUCGCCCACGUUCGCCGAGGUUCCAUUUUCAAUCAAAGCAGCCUGGCACAUGACCCUCUGCUUCCCGAUUCCGAAGCAGAUUCAGACGACCUGUUUUGCGUGACAUCGUAGCGUAGUUCCUUCAAUCAUCCAGCUCCUGCGACUGCCGACAUGUCAUCUGCAAAGCUUUACGUCCCCUCUCCUGUACGACAAUCUUCACGCCGCACGGAGAGCAGAGGGGCAGCAGAGACGUCGGCAACGUGAGCGAGCUGAGCCUCCUCCGUAACAACCCGACUCCUGCUCUAAUCGCACAGUCGCCACCGCCAAUCGAUCAACACAACGUCGCGCAAACUGGUUCUUCAAGUCAAUCUGCACCGGCAGCACGUCCGGUAAUGUCGACCAGUGCGUUAAUUCCGCCGUUAGGGGCCCCGCCAGCGUGUUAUGGCUUGCCGACACUGGGCUUCACUCCACGUCGUUCCGCGGCCUUCCGCGACAUUCUAUGAACCCGGUUUAAACUGAGGCGCAGGCUUCUCCAUCUUUCUCCCUCCUGCUCUUCGCACCUUACCCAUCGCACCUCAUCCCAUCGCCACUCAUCCCAUCGCCACCUCGAGCUCGCGACGUCCGAAGCGGUCGUCGUGGAAGCUCUGCAACGAAUACGGGAUCAAGAAAUGCCUGCUGCAUGCAACAUAGCUACGAAUUCGAGUAAGUAACUUCAUGAACUGUGCUCUUCGGUGUGGGAUUGUUCAGGAGCUAAUGGAGAACUACCAAGCAGCAAUUCUCUUCAACACGUCCUCUCUGAAUGUCAACCCUCGAGUUGUUUCUUCACCGUCAGCAGGUGAUACGGCAUGCGUUGAUACGAAGAACAGACAUUGCGUCAGUGACACAGCGGAAGGAUUGACUUCGUACGGUUGAGAAUCCGGGUCAUUGGGACACUAAAUGUGAGUCUUCACUGCCAUUGCUACAGAUGGACAACAGCAAUAAUGCUGAUAGUUGUAACGAAUCACGCCAGAAAACAGCCUCUGGUCGGGUGAAUUGCGGCUCACCAUCCCGUGGCAGAUCCUCAACGGCUCGGUUCGGUUCUUGGCAGGUGUGUGCCAAUCUUUCAAAAGCAAAACGCAGGGCAGCAUGACUAACUGACCGGUUGGACUGUAACAUCACAGGAAAUGCGAAGCAAUGCUUUCCCGUUAUUCCACGGCUCGGUUCGGUGGAGUGACCGUCGUGUUGGCAGGUGUGUGCCAAUCUUUCAAAAGCAAAGCGCAGGGCGGUGUGACUAACUGAUUGAUUGGACUGUAACAUCACAGGGGUUCCGAAGCGAUGCCUUCCCGUUAUUCCACGUCAUCGCCUGCACAAAUCGUCGACGCUUGCAUCAUGAAUGGCGACUUCUGGGGGGAUCUCUCUGUAAGUAGUAGUCCUUGCCUGACUUUUAGACCUAUACUAACAACAGCCCACGGUGCGAGCGCAGACAGACAUGCGUCUUCUGGCCGCUGCAGACCGCAUGACCGAAACGGAACGGGCAAAGGCAAUACGUCGAUAG